GCCCGGCCCCCGCUCUCACCAACUGGGCUCCCGGUGCCAGGUCGGGGCCGCCUACUCGCCGCGGGGGGAGAUGCUGGCCCUGAGGGGACGCAGCCUGUGGGGCGCUCGGUGAGGGCGGGCGCGAGAGGAUCGCCGUUUCCCGUCCUCCCUCCCUCCGUCCCUCGUUCCCUGCCCGAUGAGGGAUUAGCGCCGGCCGUCCCGCCGCUGACGGCGAUUUACCUGUGCGGCUGCGUCCCUGGCGGCCGCUGUGGUUGAGACGAGCGGAGUUCGCCGUGCCGCUCCCGGGGGAAACUUUCCGCCGCCGUGGCAGGAUCUACAAAGAGUGGAGGAGCUGGUAUCUUGACUUGUUGCGAUUGAAAAUGUCAAAAUUUCACCCUGGCUGAAGACUGUCGAGAGGAGCUGACUGAGGAGUCCUGUGGAUACCAAAGCUCAAAACGGGAUAUUGAUCUCUUCAUGAUGCUUGCACAUCUUUUACUAACAACAGGAUUUUCAACGGAAAUUCAGCAUGGCCUAGUGGGUUGACCUUUGGAAACUUUAUAAUGUCCUCUGGAACUAGUAUCAGAAAAAAUCAGCAGGGUCUGAGCCUGCAGGGUGUUGACCCAGAAACUUGUAUGAUAGUGUUUACAACACACUGGGCACAGGUUCUAAAAAUCUUAGAGAAGCAUGAUCCUUUGAAAAAUACUCAGGCCAAGUAUGGUGCAAUUUCACCUGAUGAAGCCAGCACUGUUCAGAAUUAUGUGGAGCACAUGCUUUUCUUACUCAUUGAGGAGCAAGCAAAGGAUGCGUCAAUGGGGCCCAUUCUAGAGUUUGUGGUCUCAGAAAACAUAAUGGAGAAGCUUUUUCUUUGGAGCCUGCGGAGAGAGUUCACUGAUGAGACAAAAAUUGAGCAACUCAAAAUGUAUGAAAUGCUGGUAACCCAGUCUCAUCAGCCUUUGCUACAUCACAAGCCAAUCUUGAAGCCUUUGAUGAUGUUGCUGAGCUCCUGCUCAGGAACAGCUACUCCAACAGUGGAAACAGAGCUGGUUGUCCUCCUGAAUCAGCUUUGUUCUAUAAUAGCCAAAGAUCCUUCCAUUCUAGAACUGUUUUUUCACACCAGUGAGGACCAAGGGGCUGCCAAUUUCCUCAUAUUUUCCCUCCUGAUUCCCUUCAUUCAUCGAGAAGGAACAGUAGGCCAACAGGCUCGUGAUGCACUGCUCUUCAUUAUGUCCCUGUCAGCAGAAAACAACGUUGUUGCAAACCACAUAGCAGAAAAUACCUAUUUUUGCCCAGUGCUGGCAACAGGGCUAAGUGGCCUCUAUUCAUCUUUGCCUACAAAGUUGGAAGAAAAAGGAGAAGAGUGGCACUGCCUGCUGAAAGACGACUGGCUCUUAUCGCCUGCACUUGUGCAAUUCAUGAAUUCUCUUGAAUUUUGCAAUGCUGUGAUACAGGUGGCACAUCCCUUGAUACGUAACCAGCUGGUGAAUUACAUUUACAAUGGAUUUUUAGUGCCAGUAAUGGCUCCCGCACUCCAUAAGGUAACAGUGGAAGAAGUGAUGGCCACUACAGCGUAUCUGGAUCUCUUUUUGCGUAGCGUUUCGGAGCCAGCCCUUCUCAAGAUUUUCCUCCGUUUUAUUCUGCUGCAUCGACAUGAGAAUGUGCACAUCCUAGAUACACUUACUAGCCGAAUCAACACACCAUUCCGGAUUUGUGUAUUAAGUUUAUCAUUUUCCAGCACGCUCAUUGGCUUGCAUUGUGAAGAUGUGAUGUUGCAGCUAGUUUUAAGGUAUCUGAUCCCAUGUAACCACAUGAUGUUGAGCCAGCGAAGGGCUGUGAAAGAGAGAGAUUGUUACUCCGUAUCUGCUGCAAAACUGCUUGCCCUGACACCACUCUGCUGCUCCACUGGGAUCACCUUGACUCUAGAAAGCCAAGGAAAAGAUUAUAUUCUCUGGACAAAAGCAGCUCAAACUGAAGAUUCUGUUAGAAGCGUUUCUGAAUCCACCUGCAUUGUGGAAUUUGGAAGAGCUGUGGAUAUCAGCUACCUGCAGUACCUGGGAGAAGCUCAAGAAGCCAUCCUCCAGUGUCUGAAAGAUUGUAAGGUCUGGUCUGCUUCAUACGAUGGAGUAAAUCCUGAUCCUGAGACCUUUAUCCAAACACUUGCUGAGGAGAACGGUACAGAUGUGGAACACCCCAUGUUUCGUCUCCAGCAAAGGACACCCAGCAUGUGUAGCUCACAAACAGCACCAAUGGGUGAGAAGAUGCAGUUGGAGCUGGAAUGGGAUGAUAGCUAUGACACAGGGAUUUCUCCUGGUUCUGAUGUGAGCUCGCUCCAGCAGUAUGAUGAUCUGGGAAAUACAGAGGUGCAGAUGCCUGCAGUGCCACCAAAACAUAUUCAAGAGAUGAAAAAAAAUGCUAUCAUGCUUGUCAAAGGAUCUUACAUAGAGGAUUCGGACUUUCAGGAUGAUGUUAUGGUUUACAGAUUAUGUGCCCAGAAGGAUAUGCAGGAUGAUGACAACUCCAAGGAGAAAACUUUAAAUGUGUCCAGAGAACAUCAGGUCCAAAGCCAGACUGUUGUCAAUGGGCCUCUCUCUAACAGCCAGCUGGAAGUGGGCGUGGAUGAGCACAGUGAAAAAAAAUCAAGCUUGACUCAAAGUGUAACGAAAGAACAAAUAAACCAGAAAAUGGUGGAGACUGAUCCACAGCCAGACUUAGAGUUGAAGCUUCAGGAGGCAGAUAAUUGCUUAAGCUCACAAACGCUGAGCACAGAUGGUGAGGAUUUCAUUGCACAGUAUGACAAAAUUAUUAAGGAACUGGAUCCAAACAAUGCAGGUGUGGAGGAGCAAAAGUUAGACACUCCUGAUCCUGUGUCUCCUGCAGAAGAGGAGGAGGACUUUGAGAAUUUCUCAGCAGAUACCCCUUCUGUGGAGAGCACGUCAUCUCCCUUUGGACCAAAGGAGGAUGCAUCCCCCAAGCGUGCUGCGAGGAGUCAGAGUGCUCCAUUCACAGGACCAUUUAUCAGCGUGGUGUUGUCCAAGCUGGAGAACAUGCUGGAGAACUCCCUGCAUGUGAAUUUGCUGCUUAUUGGGAUUAUUACUCAGCUAGCAAGUUACCCACAGCCUCUUCUUCGCUCCUUUCUGCUCAACACCAACAUGGUGUUUCAGCCCAGCGUACGGUCACUUUAUCAGGUGCUGGCAUCUGUGAAAAAUAAAAUUGAACAUUUCGCUUCUACGGAAAAAGACUUCCCAGAUCUUCUCCUGGAGGCCCAACAGUACUUACUUUUUCGUGUGGACAUGUCUGAUGCCGCUGAAGAACUGCUAACCAAAGGUAAAUGUUAACUGCACUCAGAGGAGUGCUGAGUGGAAUGAAUCACCAGUUACCUCUCUCAUUUGCUACAGCGUGAUUAAAAGUAGGUGUGGCGCAUUAUGAGUAUCGUUAACCAGAUGUAGCCUUCUGGCUUUAAACUGAUGAUCCUCAGUAGGCCUCAGUAUAUGGAUCUAUCUGGAUAUGCUUUGCUCUUUAGAAGCUUUUAUUGUCUUUGCUACAGAAGAUGUCUGUUUAAAGGAGUAAGAAAAUCAGCUUUUCCUUGGCUUACUUCUAGUUUGGUUGUAAACCAAUUUGCUUUCAGGGCAUGAGGUGAGAUGGCAAAUUGCGUGAUUUUAUUUUAUUUUUAGCCUGACCUUCAGCUAGUCAUUAGUUCUGUGGGGUUUUUUUGUUUGUUUGUUUUUUGACAAGUGCUAGAGAGGACAGAAAUCCAGAAUGAAUUGGUUUCUGCAAUGAUUGAAUAAGGCCUCAUAUGAUAGUUUGGGCUUUUACUGACAGAGAUGGAUGUGAGCCAGAGAACUUCAGAUGUGCUUUCUGGAAUGAAAGCAUGAAACAGCAAAAAUAAAUGGGUGGUAUAAGUCAGGAGACUUCAACAACAACGGGGAGUUAAGCAGGUAUCACCCUAGCUUCCCAGGGGACUUGUAUAAUGUCUGCUGCUUCUCAAGGACAGUGUGCUACGCCUGUCUUGACAGUUACUGGCGUUUGCACUGCAGUGAGAGAAGGUAAUAAUAAGCAAAAUGGAGAAUCUUACAUUCCCACUGAGAAAUUUCCCAAAGCAGUGGGUAUCACGCUGCCCUGGGGAUGUAUCAGUUCUCAGCUUGUUGCUGAGCAAGCAGCAUAGGGUGCAGCUUUCCCUUAAAAACAACUUCCCAUACAAUGGGAAUGCACACAGUUUGCUGAGAGCUGUGACCACGGAGAUUGAGGGCUCAGAAUCAGCACUGAAGAGAGGCUGCAUUCAGAGAUGUGUUCUCAUGUAUCAUUUGGAAUUGUUAACGAUAGUCCUGCCUCGCCUUUACCACUGCAAAGUUGGUAGUAUUUAUCUUGGAUUUCCAGAGCUGUGGAAAGCAGGGCUUUUUAUGCAUCUUCUUAAUUGUGUUUUUAUUUUGCAAGGCUCUGAAUGGUAAUUUACCUAGUUUCUAGUCAGCGUGGUGUGCAUUUCUGAGGUUUGCAGUACAUCGAGUCAGCAAAAUUACGAUCUCACUAAGAAUUAGUCUGCGAAAGGUGCAUGCUGUAAAUGAGCUGUGUAUCGCAAACAUCUGCAGGGGGUUCUCUACAUCCUGGUGAGGAAGCCUUGUAGUUAGGUGAUAGUGUAGCUGGUGUUUGGGACAGGAUUAGGAGGCAGUGUUUAGUGACCUUUUUUAGGUGCUGGCAGUACAAACUUUUUUAGAAUGCAUUCCAAAUGGAAAUUAAUCUAUCUGAGUAAACUUGCAAGCCUUACGCUUCAAGGUUUUCAGGGCUUAUUUGUUGUACCUCAGUUAAAUAACAUAGUCAGUAAUUUUUGGAAUUUAUUUGUGCUUCCCAUUUUAUAUCAGUUUUCUUUGUUGGGCUUUAGAAAUUGCCAGACUGACUCAUGCAGAUCAUUAUUUAAGAUCUCAAAACAAGGCUGCUUAGUCACCCUGUCGGUACGUUUUUUUCUGACUUGUGACAACCCCUGUAAAGAAGGUAUCUCUUGACAAAUAGAUGGAAAGGAAAUAAAUGUCUGGGUAACUGCACAUUUGGUUCCCAACAAGAUUGAUGAUGCAAGCGGUCAAACUCUACUUCUCGGGGCAAGUUGGCUCACUUGUCCGUCAGCACACUGCAGGUCAUUGUAUUGAUUCCUACAGAAUUCACACCUGAAGAAGGGAAGUCAGAUGUAGCGGGGAACACAAAUGUAAAAAUGAAGUAUUCCAAAGUGUUUCCCUUCCCUUGAUAGUGACAGUCUUCAAAAGCAUUCAAACAGAAAAGGCCAUUCAGUGCUGCAAGCAGCAAAUAACUAUGUGCUUUGUUUACAUGGCAGUUUGGGUUAGGGUUAGAUAUCGUAGAGGUGUCGUGAUCCCAUAUGCAGUGCUGCCCAUCUUUCAGCACUUUGGUAGCUGUUUCCAGAACACUCACUUUUGCAAUUGCAUCCUGACUGCAGCAGGAAGCAGACAAUCUUGACUGAAAGAAAAAUCAAAUUUCUGGUCCCUUGGC
Molecule: messenger RNA, 5466 nt
Organism: Coturnix japonica (Japanese quail)
Lineage: Eukaryota; Metazoa; Chordata; Aves; Galliformes; Phasianidae
Source: RefSeq, a predicted model, not a curated record